Molecule: messenger RNA, 2894 nt
Organism: Armigeres subalbatus
Lineage: Eukaryota; Metazoa; Arthropoda; Insecta; Diptera; Culicidae
Gene: unc-119
Product: protein unc-119 homolog
Exons: 4
Coding region: 216-974 (252 amino acids)
Biological process (GO): cilium assembly; nervous system development; lipoprotein transport
Cellular component (GO): cilium
Molecular function (GO): lipid binding
Source: RefSeq, a predicted model, not a curated record
GAAAAAAAGAUAAACAAAAAGUGACAUUCGUUUUUUAUUAAUGUUCGAAGCGACAGUCGUGAUUCGUGAAAAAAGAAGUCACGGAAUGUUUUAGGAAUAUUUUUCGUCAGUCACGGGCGUCUCAAAAAUACUCAAGUUUAGUUCGUGAUCCACGUAAUUGUUGGUUCUUUUUAUCGUUUUCACGUCGUCGCGGGUUUGUUUCGUAGCGCAAAAGAAUGAGUGUAGUUGGUAAAAAAUUAUCCGCAAUUACGACAGCUCCCUCAGCUGCAGGAGCAGCAUCUGGUGAAAGUUCUACGAGCGGAGCUACACCCACUGGCAAUCCGCCACCACCGAAAGUGAUCACCCCGGAGUAUGUGCUGAAGCUGAACAAAAUUACCGAUGAUUACCUGUGCUCUCCGGACGCGAACGUUUACGACAUCGAUUUUACCCGCUUCAAAAUCCGCGAUAUGGAAAGUGGAGCAGUGCUUUUCGAAAUUGCCAAACCGUCCGCGAGUGAAUCGGUCCAAAACAGUGAAAACAGCAGUGGCUCAACAGCGCCACUGGACGCGGGUGGUAGUGCUGGGAGUAGUGCCGUCGGUAAUGAGGACCAUGCUAAUGAGGAAGAGGAGGCCCUGGAAACAAAUGCGGGACGAUACGUUCGCUACCAGUUCACCCCGCAGUUUCUGAAGCUGAAAACCGUCGGAGCCACAGUGGAAUUCACUGUGGGCAGCAAAUGUGUAAAAAAUUUCCGGAUGAUCGAGCGUCAUUUUUUCCAGGAUCAGCUCCUGAAAACGUUCGAUUUUGAGUUUGGAUAUUGUAUUCCGUACUCGAAGAACACCUGUGAACAUAUUUACGAAUUUCCCACCAUCCCACCGGACCUAGUUAAUGAAAUGAUCACGAAUCCAUUCGAGACACGCUCGGAUAGUUUCUACUUUGUCGAUAACUGCCUGGUAAUGCAUAAUAAGGCAGACUACGCGUACAACGGAGGUCUCUGAGCUUAAUCAUCCGGAAAUUUGGUUUUUCGAUCGCUCGUUGAUAGUGGCAUAAAGUAGAAGAGGAAACAGAAUAAUGAAACUAGGCUAAAAGGCAAACAUCCUCAUGGCAUUAUUUUUCAUCAAGGACCUUUCCCCCCAAUAAUGUGACGACGAUGGUAGGAAUGAGUAGGAGGGUUUGAAUGUGCAUCUGCAUUCUGCACUGCACAAAAGUGGACCAAGAGAGGCACAUCGGACGGAGACACAACUAAACGGAGCAUACCGCGCUGCGACUUCAGGUGAUUGCUUUUUUUGCGCUGUUGUUUUACAAUUUCCCUGAAGUUCUUAUUCUUUGUUUGUUUUUUCAUUGGAAGAGGGAAAAAAGUGCUUGCGAUAGGUUAGGAGUAAAACCAACUUAACCCCCUUACGUUGAAUUUGUACAAUCUAAAGCUGGUCCUGAACGUCGGGGAAUCAAUGCAGCAAAUUGUGCACCUGAGCAAUCGUACGCUCUUUCCCGUUUAUGGGCAAUAUAUAUGGGGUUUAUUUUUGUUUGCAUUGCCUUUAUGGGAACACGAGGAUUUCCUAUGCUGUUGAAUAUUAAUUGCUAAAAUGUUUAUUGGAUCAAGAAGUCAUGUACUAAUUACGUUAAAUUAUGUUCGUGGAAUGUGAAAGAUUUUGACAAAAUAUGAGAAUGAAAAAAAAAACAAAUCUGCAGUGAACUUCAGAAAACUCGAUUCUCAUUGGUCGUAGAUUUAUUUUGUUUCGUAAAUAUAUAUUUUCCGCGGUGUGAAUGAUGGAUGGUCCUCACCACAGCUCGCCUUCUCCAUGUACUGUCUUUCAUCUGCACUCUACCAUAGGUACUACGCACUACUUUUCUUUUGAAGACUCCAAGUGCACGUUGGUCAUCCACCAGCAUUGCCCAGAUUUCGUGUACUGUAAGACUACCCGUUUUAGCGUUUUGUAAUAGUCAGUUUGGUACGACGGCGAACUCUGUUCGAUCGAAGUGUAUAUUUUCGAUGUAGUCGAUGGAACCAAGUAUUUGAAUGAGUCUCGUAAAAAUCACACUGUUCUCUGUUCUGCGUAUUACCCCUUUAAAGUAAGGAUAUGACAAAUUUCAAUGUCAAAAAUGCAAAAAAAACUCAAACCCUCAGAAAAAAAAUAAUAAAAAUAAUAAAAACUAAACUUAUUAUGGAAGAUCCAUUAGUUACGUAACGCAAAAAUUGCCAUUCACAACUUUCCUCUUCUUAUUUCACAUUUUUUUAUGAAGCAUCUGAAAAUUUCGUAUGAAUCAUCACACUUCAGACUACUCCCUCUCUCUCAGGGCGAUACGUAACUUAUGGAAGUUCCCUUAGGAAAAUAGUAAAUUUUUCAUUGAAAUCGAAUAGAGAUGGAAUUAUUUAUCUAAAACGGUUAAGUUCUUUUGCUUUUGACGGAUACUAUGUCUGAAGGGAAGGCUCAGGUAAGGAUGUAAAACGGAAAUUUCCAAAUCCGAGACCGCCACGAAAGUGUGAGAGAUUCGGAAACUCUACUAUUGAAUAUCAACGUUAAACUAUUAAACAUUUCAUUUAUUUCCAAACACGGUAAAAAAUUCAGAAUUAUUUAAUCCCGUUCAUGCAUCCCCAACUUCGACAUCAGAUUGAUGUAAGGUACGGGUCGUGUUUAGCGUGCGUGCGGAAUUUUCAUUAGAGAUUUAUAAAGGGCGGAUCAAGGCGUCCGGUUGUCGGCGGGUAGUUGCAAGAAUUUAUUCACUAAAGUGACGAUUUGGAUGUCCUCAGCACAAAGUGAAAUUUUCCUCGCAAGACUCUAACUUUGGUUUUAUUUCUGUUAGUGAUUAAAAAUGAAAUGGGUUCCGAGAUAAACCUUAUUCAAAUCGCAAAACUUAAUCGCUUCGCAAUGGCACAAAGUUGCCGUCGGUAUUAAAAUUCCAUCGUUGUCGAGAACCAU